AUGACCAGUUUCCUGGCUGUGGGCGCUGAUCGAGUGUCUGUGAGAUACACGGGGCCAGGCAAGGGUGACAGCGAUGCGCGCAUGAUCCGCUCCGACCACCCGAUCCCCGCCCGCUGCGGCGUGUACUACUACGAGGUAUUCAUUAGGAGCCGCGGGCAGUGCGGGUAUAUUGGCAUUGGCCUGUCACAUAACACCAACGGGGCUACGCGGCUGCCUGGGUGGGACCCUGGAUCGUGGGGCUACCACGGCGACGACGGGAACUGCUUCUCAGGCAACGGCAGUGGCCGCGCGUACGGCCCUGGGUUUACCACCGACGACACCGUCGGGUGUGGCAUUGACUUCAAGGAGCGCAGCAUAUUCUUUACCCGCAACGGGCUGUUUCUCGGCCACGCCUUCAAAUCCGUCGACACCAGCAAGCCGAUAUUCCCAGCCGUCGGCAUGCGCACUGCGGGCGAGCACAUUGUGGCGAAUUUCGGCCAGCGGCCGUUCCGCUUUGACAUCGAGUGCUACGUCAGCGAGGCGCACCAGGAUGCGCUGGCCGAGAUCCACAAGACAUCGAUCGGCGAUCUCAUACCAAAGCCCAGCGAUCAGACAACCCCGCUGGAGGCCAAAAAUGCUGCCGGACCCCGAGCAGACAAUCGCGCUGGACAUUCUCAAGCUGCAGCGCGCGGCUGGACUGCCGCAAAGCCAUCUGCAAGCACAUCAGCCAGGGCUGACAUCGACAGCGCCCUGGGAAUGCUGCAGGAGAGCUAUCCGCAGGUGCUCAAGGACGAAUCGCUGGUGUUCCAGCUGCGGUGCCGCCAGUUCAUCGAGCUGGUGCGGGCCGCCAACGGGUACCACAUUGCCGACUGCAUUCCCAGCGACGACAGCCUAUCCAGCGCAAGCAGCGGCAGCAUGAUGGACGUUGAUGACACGCAGGCGGCCUCGCUGAUGUCGCUGGCAGCCAUUACCAAUGCACCAGCAGCGCCCUCCAAAACCGUGUAUGGCCAGAUCCCCAAUCUGCGCAAACUGGAGCCGGCGCGUCUGGUCCGCAUCCUGCUCGACUACGGCCGGCAGCUGCAGGCCGACUAUGGCGCGUCGCCGAACCCGAUUGUGCGAGAGGGCUUGGUGCAUACGUUCUCGCUGCUGGCAUACGCCGAUCCCGCGGCCAGCCCGAUCUCGGCGCUGCUGGAUCCAGAGGCUUGCAAGCCGCUGGCCAGGCUGGUUGAGUGCGCGAUUGUCGCCACCGAGAAGGCACCGCGCAUGUCGGCGCUCGAAUGCAUCUACCGCCAGUGUGCGGCCCUGCUUGCGGAGUUGAGCAGCCGCAGGAAUGGUGCGGCUGCGCUGGUGUCAGUCGACACGGACUUUGUGUAA
Messenger RNA from Linderina pennispora, 1353 nucleotides. Its product is annotated as SPRY-domain-containing protein. Gene Ontology annotation, cellular component: cytoplasm. Lineage: Eukaryota; Fungi; Kickxellomycota; Kickxellomycetes; Kickxellales; Kickxellaceae. Gene Ontology annotation, molecular function: protein binding. The record is from RefSeq and is a predicted model, not a curated record. The transcript has 2 exons. The coding region runs from base 1 to 1353 and encodes 450 amino acids. Gene Ontology annotation, biological process: cell surface receptor signaling pathway; cytoskeleton organization.